This is a messenger RNA of Harmonia axyridis, 540 nucleotides long. RefSeq names its product protamine-like. The record is from RefSeq and is a predicted model, not a curated record. The transcript has a single exon. NCBI's taxonomy places the organism in Eukaryota, Metazoa, Arthropoda, Insecta, Coleoptera, Coccinellidae. Gene Ontology annotation, biological process: sperm DNA condensation; spermatogenesis. Bases 103 to 390 code for a protein of 95 amino acids.
CGACAACGCCAUCUCGAAAAAAAAACAAUCUCGAUCAGUUUCGACCUGACAUGAGCAGCAUCACCAAAUUAAUCUCGCCGUCCAAGAACCACUCGUGAUAACAUGUCGAACGACAGCAACAACCAGGGGGAGUCCGGCCCCCAGAAGCGGAGACCCUCGGGGGGUGCCACCACCCGCAAUCCCUACCUCAACUUCAUGAGGGAGUUCCGACUGAAGAACAAGAACCUCAACGUGGUGGAGCAGGUGGUCAAGGGAGCUGAGAUGUGGAGGAAGAUGUCGGAGAGUCAGAAGGCCCCCUACGUGGAGCUGGCCAGGCAGGCCAGGAGACGCAGGAAGAAGGGAGGCAGGAGGAGGAGGAGAAGGGGCAGGAGGCACUCCAUGGACGACUGAGAAGGAACCGGAGAAGGACUGGAAGGAAGGUUGUCAGCGACGAAGGGAUAAGCGAGCGUAUUUGGUUCGAUCAAAAUUGAGACGUGAUUUUUGUGUGUAUUGACGUUUGUUAUGUUGUUUUGACGUUUGCUCGAUUAAAUUUUAAGUGAA